UCGCCAGAGAUCACAUCGCCACCUGCACUCACUAAAUCUUAGCCCCCAAAUCCACCGAAUCGCCCCCGAGUUGACUCACCGAGUUAUACACCAUGAGCUGGCUCAGGAGAAUCGAACUCGUCGAGCCUUACUACUGCCCGCCGGCGUUCCUCCUCCGCGAGACCACCAUUUUCGCCGCGCCGAAAUUCCCUUCGUUCUUCAAAGAGGAGGAGGAGGAGGACGAUUGCGAGCUCGGAUACGCACUGGACCUGCUCUGCCCUAGCCCCGCCGCCGUCAAGCAGCCGUCGCUUUUGUCCUACAAGCUGAUCCAGCGCGUGGAGAAGCUCGGCGGCGAGCUCUACUUGCAGAGCCUGAGCGACCGAGUCGCCGAGCUCGAGUCGCGGUUCGAUCGCCUCGCGAAGAUCAAGGCUGCUGCGGCCGGCGGCGGCGGUCGGAAGUACACGUAUACGGCGGAGAUCAAGGCGCCGGAGAAGAAAUACACAUGGACGACGGACAUCAAGGAGGGGAAGCAUAAGAAGAGUGAGAGGAAGUACAAAUGGACGGCGGAGGUUGAAGGGAAGGGAGAGAUCUCCAGGAAGUACACGGUUACUGCGUCGAGUGGCGACGCAGAGGAUCAGAGUGAGAAGAAGGAGAAGGAGAAGGAUAAGAAGAAGAAGAAGCAUCAUCAUAAGGUGAAGAGUGGCACUCGUGUGGUUGAGAUUGAAGAGCUUGCACCUGAUCAUGGGGCUGUGGUUCUAAGACAGGCUUUUGCUAGGAGAAUUGGAGGUAGUAAAAUUGCUAAGGGGAAGAACAAGGAACUGUCUCCUCAGGAUGCAGCGAUGAUGAUACAGGAGAAAUUCAGAGCUUAUCUGAUUCGCCGAUCGCAUGCUCUUCGGGCCCUUAGGGACCUGGCUGUUGCCAAGUCCAAGCUGAAGGAGCUGAGAGCAUUGUUUCAUAACUUCUCUUACCGCCGCCGUGUGGCUCAUGACACAGCAGAGCGUCAAAGGUUUGCUGAAAGGAUCAUUGUUCUGCUCCUCACUGUGGAUGCCAUUGAGGGUGUUGAUGUAAUGGUGCGAUCUGCAAAGAGGUCGAUGGUGGAUGAGCUGGAAGCGAUGCUUGAGGUGGUUGACCCCCAACCAGCUGGAAAAUCAUUGUCCAUGAGGAGGAGAACCUUUGAUAUGCCAGAUGGUGUCAUCCAAAGGGAGAUUGCUGAAGGAGUGGCACAAGUUGUCCAAAUGCUUGAUCGUGAAGAGAACGGUUCUACUUCUACCUUUGAGGCAUGUUUGUGAGAACCACAUGAUAAUGUGACUGCUUAUUACCUCUCUUCAGAGGUUCUCAUGUUGUAGUUGUAGUCUAGAGAUUUGAAGGACUGGUUAUUAUGAGAGUACAAUUUUUUUUUCAAAACUUAGCUUGAUCGUUUCUGACACUAGCGACCCUGGGUUUGGAAUUGAUUUCAACUCAUUGUGUGCUUAGACUUUGUUUCUUUGAAGUGCUGCCUUAUUUAUAUAUCAGAUCAUUGGGUUUUCCAGAUGUACUUUGUUUUGGUUUACUUCGCAAUCAGAGUAAAGCCUCAUCUACAUUCUACGAA
This is a messenger RNA of Argentina anserina (silverweed cinquefoil), 1567 nucleotides long. RefSeq names its product BAG family molecular chaperone regulator 7. Gene Ontology annotation, biological process: protein folding. Gene Ontology annotation, molecular function: protein binding. Lineage: Eukaryota; Viridiplantae; Streptophyta; Magnoliopsida; Rosales; Rosaceae. The coding region runs from base 93 to 1268 and encodes 391 amino acids. Gene Ontology annotation, cellular component: plasmodesma. The record is from RefSeq and is a predicted model, not a curated record. The transcript is spliced from 3 exons.